AUAAAAGCAGCUGCAAUGCAAGGAGAGCGAAUGUUCUUAUACUGAUGUCUUGAUUGGAUAAUACAUUUCCUUUACGAUGUUAUGAUUGGGCAGUUUUAUCGAUGAACAGCACCUGUGUUAAAAGGAUGUACACAGGACAAUUUAUAAAUCUUACUUUGCGUUUGUUACGUUCUAACAAAUGUCUUGACAGUCUGACUGAACAGCAUGAUAAACCAUUCGCUCGCAAGAAGAAACUGCUAAGAAAGGAUAUAAACACCAAAUUAUGGAACAACGAGAAAAAAUGUAAAAGUGAAUAAAAACAAGAUGUCUGGAUUGAUUGUUGAAGAUUUAAAGACGAACUAUUUUCAAUUGAAGUCAUCAAGUCUCUUUGUUACUGGCAACGGACACAUCGCGACUACAUUUGCAUGCUUAUGUUAUGUGAAUGGACAUGACGAUAAAGUGAAAGCUGUGUUUGCUUACGACAACAGCAAAUCCUUUAUCAUAGAUUUCAGAGCGACUAUAAAACAGCAAAAUGUUAGCACUAAACAUCUUCAAUGUUCAAAUGAAAUCGAAAGCAAAGAUCAAAAUUAUUUAAUGAUAAAUGUCGGUUAUAUUCCGCCUCGUGCAUUAGUCAUGUUAGAGAUAACUGUUGCAGGAGAGUUGGAGGUUGCAGAACAAGCUUUGGUCUACAAAACUCCACAGACGUUUACACCAUCCUGUUUGGACGAAGUGAUAAGCAAGGAGAGAGAGUGUCAAUUUCAUUUGAUCAUAAAGAUGACUUUUCCCUGUCAAUUAGCUGGCUGCUUUUCAUCAUCGCAUGCCAUUCAAGUUGAUGGAGAUAUUGAUGAAACUGGCGCUAAAGCUGUCAUUAUCACAUUGGCUGAGGAUUAUAGAUAUGAUAGAGAUGUCGAAGUUCAUUUUUACCUUGCAAAACCAUUAGAUUUGUUUAGUAGCAUAGAGCAUGGCUACUUAGUUGACGAUAAAAACUCUACAAAAGAAUUUCUGACUGAUCAUUUAUCUGAAACUACAAAGAACAGGAAAACAGACGAAAAGUGUAAGAACUUUCCAGAAUAUUUACUGAGUGAGGAUUUCUUGUACAAAACAAAAUCAAAGAGCAAUUCAACGCAGGAUUAUAUGAAAGCAAAAGAUAGUUUUGAGGUUGAAAUAGAGAGAAUGGAAGAGAAUAUUCGUUGCUCAAAGAGUAAGAUAAACUUUUCUCAGCAAAAUAAUCAAUCACACAUUCCAACUUUUAUUGACUCAAAGAAUCUUGCUUCAUCUCCUAAAACAAAGAUUUCCAACAAAAAGAUUACAGACAGCACACUUCAGUUGAACAGCUGUGAAACGAAAGAAAUGUUUCGAGUGGGAGAAAAAAAUGUUUUCAAUAGAUGCAAUGUUCAACUCGAUGGAAAUGACACAAAAAAGCCGAAUACUUAGUUCAUAAAAGUUUGUUAAAAAUUUAUGAGUGUUGCAAAGAGCUCAGACAAAGUUCGAAAUUAAAACACGAAGAAAAAAACUUUAAAAUGGACAUAAGUGAAAACAACAACAUAAAUUUAGAUUCUAUACUUGCUGUAAGUUUAGUCCUCCUUUUGUCAAACUAUCCUGUUUGUGGAGAAUUUAUCUUUAUGCUGGACAGAAGUGGCAGUAUGAGCGGUUCUUUUAUUACCAAUACAAAAGAAUGUCUUGUUCUUUUUCUCAAAAGCCUUCCGACUUCUUGUUAUUUCAAUAUUGUUAGCUUUGGAUCAUACUCACAAUCUCUCUUCCCCACUAGUCAGCGAUACAGUGAAGAUAACCUAGAAAAAGCUUGUGAAUAUUUAAGUGGUAUAAAAGCAGAUAUGGGAGGUUCUGAGCUGUUGCAACCAUUGAAGGCCGUGCUGGACGCACCAGAAAAAACUGGUCAUGUGAGGAACAUUUUUAUUUUUACUGAUGGAGAUGUCGCUCAACCUUCAACCAUUCUGAAUUUUGUAAAGAUGAAAAGGCGUGGAGCAAGGAUAUUUACGUUUGGAAUAGGUCCAAAUAUCUUUUAUGAAACAGUCAGAAACAUUGCAAAGCUUGGUAAUGGUAAAAGUUACUUUGCUCAAACUGAUGGCAAAAUUCAAACCAAGAUGAUUGAAUGUUUAAAAGAAUUUUUAAGACCAACUCUUUGUAAUGUCAAAGUUGAUUGGGAAUUGCCACAUAAUUGGUGCGUAAUACGACCAGCUCCUACGAUACCUUAUAUAGUCAGUGGUCAGCGUACUAACUUAUAUACAGCAGUAGUUUUCCCAGAUAAAAUCACUCAUCACCAGUCGAAGAGACGAAAUCAAGUAGUGUUAAAGAGUUUUGGUUUGAUGAAGAACUCGAGUCUUGUCAACUUGGAGAUGAGCUACAAUGUUUUAAGCUUGAGAAGAGUACUCUAAAGUCAUUGAGAAACGACAUUGAUGCUUUGAUGGAGUUGAAUAAAAGCCAAUUAAACCUUGAUGAUGCAAUAAAAAACUGGAGAAAAACAACUCAGUUCCAUUCAACUUCAAGUGAUACUAGCACAGAUACCGAAGAUGAAUAUUCUCGAUUCUCUCCUCCUGAAAGGGAUCAGUCUGGGAUAACUGUGGAUAAUAGUUUAAAUAACAAUGCUCACUUUAAAUCCAAGACAAACAUUGUACAAGAGAGGGAAUACCUGAUAAGUGAGGACAGACCAAAGAAAGUUUUUGGUGAAAUGAAUGAUGUCAUAACCCACUACAUGACAAACAACGCGCACUUUCGUAGCGCAUUUUAUGCAAAUGAUAUAAUAAACAGAACAAAAAGAGAAAACACAAUUGACGUUUAUAAAUACGUUAAUUCAUCAAGUGAUGUUAAUGAAACAGACAAUCAUAUGGAUUUCGGCUGGGGAUGUGUUUCUGUUACUGGAUAUAUUGGCUCAGAUUUAUACAGAAAAAGAAUAGAAAUUCCUUCACAACCAAAAGUGUGUCAAGGAGUUGCACUACAUCAGUUUGCAGCCGAAAAUAUCUUUGUUGCUUUGGAAAACACGUUGGAAAGAACGCCUGACAGUUCACAUUUAGAAAGGAGUUCCUUUGUUUUGAGUGAAGAAUCAAAAUCACUUUCAAGUAAGAUGUUUGAAGACACUUUAGAUGAUCCAGAAGAUGUUAUGGUUUCAUCUAGCAGCUUCAAGUUAUCAACAAGAAAACCACCAUUAAUGAAAACUCCAGAAAACAUUUUCGAAAGUCAGGAUAUUUAUAAUGUAGAAGUAUCUCCGGCGAAAAGAACGUUUGAUAUGUGCUUGGAAGAAGAUGUUAUACUUGAUAAUAAAAAAUAUAAUCGUCUUGAAAGACAAGAACCAGAAGGUUGUGAUCACGUGACUUACAAACCACGCCAUGCAAGUCGUCGUACAAGUCUCAAGGAAAGACAAGUCACUUUAAUAAAUAAAGUACAUAGAAGCAAAUUCAUUAAUGCCCAACUGGCUUUACUGACAAGGAAAAUGAGAAGUAUCCAAAAAUUGAAUGUUUUUGCUGGUCCCUCAUAUAUCCGUUUGAUCCUACUGCAAUCAUGUCAAGGCUACUGGCAAUUAAACUACGCUUUUGCGCGUAUUGUUGACCUACCUCUCACACAGCUUGAGCUGUCUGCCCCUUUUGUAGACUCGACAAUGAUUCCGUUGGCAGAGCAAAAUGGUGGCCUGGGAAUAGAUAAUUACUAUGAUUCUCUUUCAUUGUGGGCAACGGCUUUGGCCCUGAUUUAUCUUGAAAGGAAAUGGCCAAGCGUUAAAAGAGAGUGGGAACUAAUUGCAAGCAAAGCCGCAGCUUGGUUAGAAAGACAGAAAUUUCCUUUUGGAUUUAAUUAUUUAGACGUAAACUUGGCAGCAAAACAGGCUAUGAUUUUACUGGAACAAAAAUACAGAAAAAGAGCAAACAGUAAUCUCUUGUAGAAGCAAAAUUAAAACAGAGUUCGAUGUAAAA
Molecule: messenger RNA, 3899 nt
Organism: Xenia sp. Carnegie-2017
Lineage: Eukaryota; Metazoa; Cnidaria; Anthozoa; Malacalcyonacea; Xeniidae
Exons: 5
Coding region: 2402-3868 (488 amino acids)
Source: RefSeq, a predicted model, not a curated record